AGCGGUUCGGGCUGCGAUGACAGCACGAGCUCUAGAAAAACUCUACCUGUGCCCGUUUGUGAUUCCCAUCAUUCUACUUAUAGACAUCUCUUCUAUUCGCUCGGCUGUCUGUCACACACUUAACUGUCAGUUUGAGGCAGGCGGUCGUCACGUAGCUAGUAAUGAGCCAACUUGGGUUACCGCUGGAGAUCAGUACCUCACAGCAGAAUGGAUCCUUGGAGGGGGCGGUGGCGAUCCUGGACGCGGGGGCCCAGUAUGGGAAGGUGAUAGACAGACGUGUGCGAGAGCUAUGUGUUCGCUCGGAGAUCCUCCCCUUAGAGACUCCUGCCUUUGUUAUCAGAGAACAGGGUUACAGAGCAAUAAUUAUUUCAGGAGGUCCGGCGUCUGUGUAUGCAGAAGAUGCUCCUUGGUUUGAUCCUGUAAUUUUCACCAUGGGGAAGCCUGUCCUUGGGAUUUGCUAUGGGAUGCAGAUGAUGAAUAAAGUUUUUGGCGGCACAGUGCACAAAAAAAGUGUAAGAGAGGACGGAGUCUUCAGCAUUGGACUGGACAACACAUGCUCCCUGUUCAGAGGCCUUCAGAAAGAGGAACUGGUGCUGCUGACCCAUGGAGACAGUGUGGAUAAGGUGGCUGAUGGUUUUAAGGUGGUAGCACGGUCAGGAAACAUCAUUGCUGGGAUCGCUAACGAACAGAAGAAACUUUAUGGGACACAGUUUCACCCCGAGGUCGACUUAACGGAGCGAGGCAUGGAAAUGUUGCGCAACUUCCUGUUUGAAAUAGCGGGAUGUACAAAUAAUUUCACAGUGCUGAACCGUGAAGAGUCCUGCAUCAGUGAGAUCAGAGAAAAAGUGGACAAGUCUAAAGUUCUGGUACUGCUAAGUGGAGGAGUGGAUUCCACCGUUUGCACGGCCCUCCUCAACAAAGCUCUGCCCCGGGAGCAGGUCAUAGCCGUUCACAUCGACAACGGCUUCAUGAGGAAGAAGGAAAGUCAAAGUGUGGAAGAAGCUCUUACCAAGCUGGGUAUUGACGUCAAAGUGAUUAAUGCAGCGCACACGUUCUACAACGGAACAACAACCCUCCCAAUCUCAGAAGAGGACAGAACACCUCGAAAACGCAUCAGCAAGACCUUAAACAUGACCACCAAUCCAGAGGAGAAAAGAAAAAUUAUCGGAGACACCUUCGUCAAAGUGGCGAACGAAGUUAUCGGAGAGAUGAACCUAAUCCCCGAGGACGUCUUCUUGGCUCAGGGUACGUUGAGGCCUGAUCUCAUUGAGAGCGCCUCUCAUCUUGCAAGUGGCAAAGCGGAGGUCAUCAAAACGCAUCACAACGACACCGAGCUCAUCCGCAAACUCAGAGAUGAGGGAAGAGUAAUCGAACCGCUGAAAGACUUUCAUAAAGAUGAGGUCAGAGCACUCGGGAGGGAGUUGGGCCUUCCAGAGGAGAUCGUCUCACGACAUCCGUUUCCUGGUCCCGGUUUGUCCAUCCGAGUGAUUUGUGCAGAGGAGCCUUACAUCUGUAAGGAUUUUGCAGAAACGAACAAUAUCCUAAAAAUCGUCGCAGACUUUUCUGCAAGUGUCAAAAAGCCACAUGCCUUGCUCCAGAGAGUUAAAUCCUGCAUAUCAGAUGAGGAGGAGGAGAAGCUCAUGCAGAUCACCAGCCUUCAUUCACUCAAUGCCUUCCUGCUACCCAUCAAAACUGUCGGCGUCCAGGGAGAUUGUAGGUCCUACAGUUAUGUGUGUGGGGUCACAAGUAAAGAAUCUCCACACUGGGAAUCCCUCAUGUUCCUGUCUAGACUCAUCCCUCGUAUGUGCCAUACCAUCAACAGAGUCGUGUAUAUUUUUGGCCCACAUGUUAAGGAGCCGCCUCAAGACAUUACUCCAACUUUCCUGACCACAGGUGUUCUGAGCACGCUCAGACAGGCGGACUUUGUGGCUCAUGCUAUUCUUAGAGAGUCUGGGUUCUCAGGCAAGAUCAGCCAGAUGCCAGUGAUCCUCACACCCCUCCACUUUGACCGUGACCCCCUGCAGAAGCAGCCAUCCUGCAGGCGCUCUGUGGUGAUCCGCACCUUCAUCACCAGCGACUUCAUGACGGGCAUCGCCGCCAUGCCUGGCAACCACAUCCCAGAGGAGGUGGUGCUGAAAAUGGUAAAUGAGAUCAGCAAGAUCCCCGGCAUCUCCAGAGUCAUGUAUGAUCUGACCUCCAAACCGCCCGGGACCACGGAGUGGGAAUAGAACCCGCCCUGACGUUGACGGACACACGCAGACACACACAAUGAGCAAACACACUCACCAGAUUCAGAGUGCUGGUAAACUGCUCUCCUUCUCUGUCCCAGAUUAAAACAAAAGAAACCAACCUCCCUUUUUUGUCUUCAACAUUCCCGGUGGGGGGGCGGGUCUUACUGUGACAGGUGCACAUGCAGAGGCGCUGCUGCUCUGCCCUCCCCACCACUCCUCCUCGGUCUUAUUUUUUCCGGCUCUAGAGAUUGAAUAAAUGUUGCUUUUUACUAAUAUAUUGUUACUUUUGAUUAUUCUGCAACAGUUCUCUGCCCUGCUAACACAAACGUCUCCGCUUUGCCGGGUCAGACUUUGUGACUUGAGGAGGUACCUCAGCAGACGUGGUAGGACGAGUGAAGCAAGGAAUCACGUGUUGUGAAGCUCCGUAUGGGUGAGAGGAGGUGCUGAAUCCAAUUAGCUGUCACUUUUUAGGCUCUUUAUUUCCGCCUGUUUACCGCGUGUGAUGACAAAGGCUGUCGGAACCGACGACCCGUGUGACCAACUUUUAAGUUUUUCUCUUUUGCCAAAAGUGUAAUGAACUAUAUUGAUGAUAGUGGACUCUUGAGGAUCUUCUAGACGAGAGCCGUGGAUGCUGCGCCGCUCAGACGGCAGAGUAGCUUGUGCUGCAGUGAUGGACGCCGACUGGAGCUGUAACCGUGUAUGUGCCUGUUCCGUGGUUUUCUUUGGUGUGAGCUGUUUGGGACUCCUGUCCACAGACGGGGAUGCAGGAGUGUUCUCCAAAUGUUGCAGUACGUGUGUGUUUAUGUGAAGACUAAAAAAGGCAAAAAAAGGUCUAAACUAUAAGAGCGGUAGAGUUUAUCGUGUCACCAUUUGGCUGCUUUUGUGUUGCGUGGAGGCACCGUUUUGCACAUUUAGUCACUUGUAACGCCUAGGUGCUACAUCAGCACAACAAAUCAUCCAUUCACAGGAACCGUAAGUGUACAAAUCUGUCGUGUGAGAACUUCAUUGGAGCAGCCUUCCCGUUCAUGAUCGUCUAGAGCUGCUGAGUUCAGCUCAACCAACCUCCCUGCAGCGUCCUCAUUUAGAUCUUAGUGAAUAUAGUGCUCAGGUUCAACUGGGUUUUUAAAAGUGUACUAUACCCUCAUUAUAAACAUUUAACUGCAAUGUUGUGGUUCUCCUGCCUCCAGAAUUUGCUUUUGUGCCUCCGUUGAACCCUUAACUUUCAGCCAGAUGUUCUGACUCGUCCAUAUUGCUUUCUUUUGUGUUCCCUCUUCUGUUCUGCCUUUUAUAAAUGUGCAUUUUAUGUCACAUUUGUCUCCAUAGAAGAGCCAAACGUGGACAUUACAAUAAGAUUAAGUUAUGCAAUUUCAUUCUUUUAUUGUUGGUUAGUGAUCUUCAUUCUUCUUGGUAACGUGCCUCAAACCAAGCCACUGCAUGCAGUCUCAACAACAUUUGUACAAUGGAAAACUGAGCUUUAAUAAAGAUCUCAAUGUUCAAACUUUGA
Molecule: messenger RNA, 3735 nt
Organism: Oryzias melastigma (Indian medaka)
Lineage: Eukaryota; Metazoa; Chordata; Actinopteri; Beloniformes; Adrianichthyidae
Gene: gmps
Product: guanine monophosphate synthase
Exons: 16
Coding region: 162-2228 (688 amino acids)
Biological process (GO): GMP biosynthetic process
Cellular component (GO): cytosol
Molecular function (GO): GMP synthase (glutamine-hydrolyzing) activity; ATP binding; GMP synthase activity
Source: RefSeq, a predicted model, not a curated record